This is a messenger RNA of Leptinotarsa decemlineata (Colorado potato beetle), 2192 nucleotides long. RefSeq names its product histone deacetylase 3. The record is from RefSeq and is a predicted model, not a curated record. Gene Ontology annotation, molecular function: histone deacetylase activity. Gene Ontology annotation, biological process: epigenetic regulation of gene expression. Lineage: Eukaryota; Metazoa; Arthropoda; Insecta; Coleoptera; Chrysomelidae.
CGACAAACUAUUAAAAAGUUCAUUAGAAUGAUGAGUAUUUUAAUAAUCGAACACAUGAAUGAUAUAUUUAGAACAACGAAACGUUUACUGGCAGUGGUGCUUGUUCUUAUGUAUUUGGGGUUGUUAAAAAAUUUUUGGGCAUAACGACGACUAACGGCACGAAUUGAACAUUGUCAGUUCACAAAAAGUUUAAGAAGCAUAAUGUCCAAAAAAAAGGUGUCGUAUUUUUUCAAUCCAGACGUUGGAGACUUUCAUUAUGGACCAUUUCACCCUAUGAAGCCCCACAGGCUCUCAGUUAUAAAUAGUUUGAUUUUAAAUUAUGGUCUUCAUAAACAUAUGCAGAUUUACAGGCCUUAUAAAGCUACUGUAUAUGAUAUGUGUAGAUUUCAUUGUAAUGAAUACAUAGAUUUUCUCCAGAAAGUUACUCCACAAAAUAGUGAAUCUUUAAAUAAGCAACUAAUUCACUAUAACAUGGGUGAUGAUAGCCCUGUAUUCGAUGGCCUUUUUGAUUUUUGUUCAAUGUAUACAGGCGCUUCUCUUGAAGGUGCCAUAAGAUUGAAUAACAAUGAUUGUGACAUUGCAAUCAACUGGUCAGGAGGUUUACAUCAUGCUAAAAAAUUUGGGGCUUCAGGUUUUUGCUAUGUUAAUGACAUAGUUAUUGCAAUUUUGGAAUUACUGAAAUACCAUCCAAGAGUCUUGUACAUUGACAUUGAUGUUCAUCAUGGCGACGGUGUUCAGGAAGCUUUUUAUGUGACUGACCGAGUUAUGACAGUUAGUUUUCACAAAUAUGGCAAUGGUUUCUUCCCUGGCACAGGAGAUAUGUAUGAAAUAGGAGCAGAGAGUGGUCGGUACUAUUCUGUAAACGUUCCUUUGAAAGAAGGUAUCGAUGACAUGAGCUAUUGGCAUGUAUUCAAACCAGUUAUAUCAAACGUAAUGGAGUUUUAUCAACCCACUGCAAUUGUUUUACAGUGCGGUGCUGACUCACUGGCUAUGGAUAGGUUAGGAUUGUUUUCUUUGAGCACCAAGGGCCAUGGUGAAUGCGUCAAAUUCGUGAAGAACUUCAGGGUGCCAACUUUGGUUGUAGGUGGUGGCGGAUAUACAUUGAGAAAUGUAGCUAGAUGUUGGACAUACGAAACAUCAUUACUUGUAGACGAACAAAUAUCAAAUGAACUACCAUUUACAGAAUACCUUGAAUAUUUUGCUCCAGAUUUUACUUUGCAUCCAGAAAUAGUGACAAGAAUAGACAAUGCUAAUAGCAAACAAUAUUUGGAAGCAAUAACGAAAUACACUUUCGACAAUUUAAAAAUGUGUCAGCAUUCGCCCAGUGUACAAAUGCAUGAUGUUCCGGGUCCAGCCUUUACCGAAGACGAGAAAUCGAAAGAAGAAGAUGACCCUGAUGUUAGAAUAAGUCAGGAUUUGGAAGAUAAAUUAGUCGAUGCAAAAAAUGAGUUUUAUGACGGUGAUGAAGACAAUGAUAAAGAAGAUGUGAAAGUGUAAAGUGUAUGUGGGUGUAGGCUUGGUAAUUUUUCAUGUAGUUUAAUUAGUGUCAAUUACUCACAUGAAAAAUUAUUGGGUGAUAAUUUAAUUGGAUUACCCAAAACACAAGUUAUAUCCAAUAUGACAAAUAGUUCAGUAUUAUUGCAAAUAUUUCCAUCAUAUGUAUUCAUAUUUUAUAUGCAUUUUCAGUUCUUAAAAUUCAGUGACUUUCAAAGACAAAGAAACUCAUUAUAUACAACUUUAUACAAAAAUAUCUCCUCUCGGACUGAAAAACAUGUUGAUAUCUUUAAAAAAAGGAAAUGUUAAUUUCCUCAUACAGAAGUUUCCUCAAAGUUAGUUCACACGUUGGUUGUCGUUUCGGUCAUUUUUUUGCAAAUAUUUUACUAUAAUUCAAUUCCAUAAUAGAAGGCACUGAAUUCUCAGAAAUAUUAUAGCAUCAAAACGAAAACAUUGUUGUCAAGUUUGUGAUUCUAUAUAUUUCAUUAUCAUUUUUCCUCAUAUGUAAUUUCCUCAGUAAUUUAUGAGAGUUUACUGCCUUCUAUUUUCGAACUACAGUAUAGAAAUAAGGAAGUUCGCAAGUGUUGAUUAUUAAAUUGGUUUCAGCGCUACGGUAGGCAACGUGUUGAAUACAUUAUGAGACUUCACAAUAAGAUACUUUACAUUUGUUAAUCAAUAAAAAACUUCAUAAAUUCAAA